AACACUUCAGGACCGCAUCGUGUGGUCCUCAACUCCACCGAAUACCCGUCCUCGGACCCUGGCAGGGAUCGUCUUCACGUGUGUCCAUGACUUACCGAUGGACUGUAUGCAAGACCUGGCGAUACCUGGGCGCACGAAGUGUAGACUGAUUAUGUUAUGACUACUGAACGAAUCGACAGAUGCGAAUGGCACUGACUAAUAUUCGCAUGACUCUUUUUCCCGAUCAUCAGAAGAACCAGCGUGGACUCUCUAGCUGGUGUAUUCCAUGUUGACCUCGGGACCUCGGUCGCGCGGCUGCGAUCGUUUCUCCGCUCCCCGCAAGAACUCGAAUUUCGCGGUCUUUCCCCAGUUUCUCCUGCUCCUAUACCCAUUUGCGCGUCGUUCCUCUUGAUAUAUUAAUCUGUCCAACCUUCUGCAGUUUUUUACCCCUUUCUGAAAGAUCGGUUGACCUUUUGUUUGAUACCUCUCCUUCCAUCCAACGAAAAGUUCUCAUCCCCUCACUUCCCCUCUUUUUUUUUCCCUCCCACAGUUAUUACCUGCACAAUGGUCAAGCAAGCUGGACCCGCCUACGUCUUGGGCGUGGGCAUGACCAAGUUCAUCAAGCCCCGUGGCAAGGUCGAUUACCAUGAGCUCGGUUUCGAGGCCGGUGUCAAGGCCAUGCUGGAUGCCCAGAUCACCUACGACGAUGUCGAGCAGGGCGUCGCCUGCUACGUCUACGGCGACAGCACCUGUGGUCAGCGCGUCUUCUACCAGUUCGGUUUGACCAACAUCCCCAUCUACAAUGUCAACAACAACUGCUCCACCGGUUCCACCGGUCUGGCCAUGGCCCGUACCCUGGUCUCCCACGGUGCCGCCGAUUGCGUUAUGGCCGUUGGAUUCGAGAAGAUGAACCCCGGCAGUCUGCAGUCCGUCUACAACGACCGUGAAAACCCCACGGGUCUGUUGGGCAUGAUGAUGGCGGAGACUCGCGGCGUCACCAACGCCCCGGGCGCCGCCCAGAUGUUCGGUAACGCCGGCCGCGAGUACAAGGAGAAGUUCGGUGCCAAGAACGAGGAUUUCGCCGAGAUCGCCCGCGUCAACCACGAGCACUCUAAGCGCAACCCCUACUCGCAGUUCCAGACCGAAUACACCCUCGAGCAGGUUAUCAACGCCCCCAUGAUCCACGAGCCCCUCACCAAGCUCCAAUGCUGCCCCACCUCGGACGGCGCCGCCGCCGCCGUGGUUGUGUCGCAGGAAUUCCUCGACGCCCGCCCCCACCUCAAGGACCAGGCCGUCCUGAUCGCCGGUCAGCAGUUGGCCACCGACAACACCUCCAUCUACAGCAAGAGCUCGAUCGACUUGAUGGGCUUCGGCAUGUCCCGCUUCGCCUGCCGCGAGGCCGUCAAGCAGGCCGGCGUCAACAUCAAGGACAUCAAGGUCUGCGAGCUGCACGACUGUUUCUCCGCCAACGAGAUGAUCACCAUCGACGCCCUCGAGCUGUGCGAGCCCGGCAAGGCGCACGAGAUGGUGCGCAAGGGCGACAUCACCUACGGCGGCCGCAUGGUCAUCAACCCCUCGGGCGGUCUCAUCUCCAAGGGUCACCCGCUGGGCGCCACCGGUCUGGCCCAGUGUGCCGAGCUGGUGUGGCACCUGCGCGGCUGGGCCAACAACCGUCUGAUGGACGGGACCAGCUCCGCCCUGCAGCACAACCUCGGCCUGGGCGGCGCUGUCGUCUGCACCGUGUACAAGCGCGCCGACGGCAAGGUCGCCGCGGCCGUUCCCGACGCCGUUGUGGGCAAGGCCAACGGCCUCGGAUACAACCCGGCCGUCGAGGCCAAGGGCUUCACGGCCGCGCAGGCCAAGGCGGUGCUGAGCAAGAAGAACAGCUCGGCGUGGGCGCUGUCCGACACGCAGGAGCGGGUUAUCGCCCGGUUUUAA
Molecule: messenger RNA, 1917 nt
Organism: Aspergillus candidus
Lineage: Eukaryota; Fungi; Ascomycota; Eurotiomycetes; Eurotiales; Aspergillaceae
Product: putative sterol carrier protein
Exons: 2
Coding region: 544-1917 (457 amino acids)
Molecular function (GO): acyltransferase activity, transferring groups other than amino-acyl groups
Source: RefSeq, a predicted model, not a curated record